Messenger RNA from Magnolia sinica, 3165 nucleotides. RefSeq lists its product as uncharacterized. Gene Ontology annotation, molecular function: nucleic acid binding. The transcript has 6 exons. The coding region runs from base 465 to 2810 and encodes 781 amino acids. Lineage: Eukaryota; Viridiplantae; Streptophyta; Magnoliopsida; Magnoliales; Magnoliaceae. The record is from RefSeq and is a predicted model, not a curated record.
CGUAUCGUUUCCUUUCUGCGUCUCUUAUCCAUUCCAUUCCCCUUCCAUCUGUUUCUUCCUUCCGCAUCUAGCUAUCGAAAGCUCGAUUGCCCGGAGGAAACCCUAAUAUAAGAAAAAGGGCCAUUCUCCAUUAUCUCUUUCUUCUCUUCUCUCCCCUUUUUUCAGUUUCUGUUCUUCGUUUUCCUCGUUGUUUUUUCUUUUCUUUUCUUUUCUUUUCUUUUCUCGAUUUCAGUAAAGGAAAGGAAAGGAGAAGGAAUCGAGAGCUCUGGCGUUUCGUCUCCUCUGGAGCCAAUGCUGGUGUUUGUUUUUUCCAAAGGUUUCUGGUUUUGAUUUCUGUCUAAUGCAUGUUUUUCUGUUCUGGAAUUAGGAUUUCCGAAUCGACCUACCUCUCCGUGGUGCUGUCAGAGGAUCGAGUGAUAUCCUGGUGAAGACGAAUCUGGUUGGAUUUUAGGGCACAAGUGAAGAUGUCAUUGCAGUAUUCAGUGCUUGAUGACCGGCCCAUUGAUCAGUGGAAAGUAAUGGAGCUGAGGGAGGAGCUGCGGAGACGGAAGAUUCCAACAAGGGGUUUGAAGGAGGAUUUGGUGAAGCGGUUGGAUGAAGCAAUUCGCAGUGAGAGGGAGCCUGUCAAUGAAGAAUUGGGUAAUGGGUUCGAUUCUGAAUCUGAACCCAAGGUUAACUACGACAGCGAGGAGACUAAGCCGCUUGGUACUCAAAUUGUAGAAGAUGGUGUUGAAUUUGUUAAGAGCAGAGGUGAAAAGGUGGAUGAUGAGAUCACCAUGGUUGCUGUUGAUAAUAACAAUGCCGAGGCUCAUCAAGGCGGCAAAGUUCAAGAUGAGGAAUCAUUGGUUAAUGUUGAUACAGAUGGGUUGGUUGAGGAAACAGUCAUUGUUUCAGUUUCAACAGAACAGUGUAUCACAACCAACCAGAAUGUGGCAACUGAGUUACAAUCCAGCCGGCAAGAGCCAAGGAAUGAUGAACCUGAGCUGGGGAAUGAUGAUUCCAAGCCUCACCCCAACAAUGCCAAGCUCAACAUGCCCGAACCCAAUGACCAAAUAUCCGAGGAGGAUUCAAAAUCUAAGCUUGAAGACAUCAAGCUUGACACAUCCGAUCUAAAUAACCAGGUAUCCGAGGAUGAUUCAAAGCCUCUGCUUGAAGCCGUCAAGAUCGACAUGUCCAGUUCGAGCAAUCAGACAUCUGAGUAUUUGAGGGCUCCUCUUGAAGAUGUUAAUUUAUCGGAUCCGAACAACCAGGUACCUGAGGGGAAUUCAAAGUCUCAUCUUGAAGACUUGAAGCUCAACAUUUCCGAUCCAUAUAACCAAGUACCUGAGGAGGAUUCAAAGCCUCAUAUUGAAGACAUCAAUCACCACUUGUCCAAUCCAUAUAACCAAGUACCUGAGGAGGAUUCGAAGCCUCAACUUGAAGACAUCAUGCUCAACGCCUCCAAUCCAACUAACCAGGUAUCCGAGGUCGGCAAAGUAAAGUGUGAGUCAAUUUCUACUGGUACUGUGUUAAUUAAUGACAAGAAUGAACUAAAGGAUAAUUUAAAUGCUGAUAAUUUCCAUUCAGAAAUAAAAUUUAGUAAGCAGGAGAUGGUGAAACCAUCCUCCAGCAAUGUUCCUCCUCUUGGUGGCGAUUUACAUUCAUUGGAUGUUCAAGAGUCAUGUCAGAACAAGGACUGUGUAGAAGGAAUUGAUGACAGUGAUGUUGCAUAUUUGGACCCCAGCCACAAAAAUCAUAAUGCGGAUGGGGGCUUCCCAGAAAAAUUAAACUUAGACCGAAGCUCAGGCGAAGACUCUAUGGAAGAGGAUAUAUUCGAGAGUAAGCAAAUGGAUUCCAAUCAUAAUUCUAAUGAAGCUGUUGAUAGGAAUAAGGUCAAUGAAUCUUAUGUUGCAAAAGAGGGAAGUCCUUUUGAUGCAUUGGUGAUUGGGUUCUCUUCCGAGAAAAAGGAUGUUAUUGCUGAGAAGGACAAUAUUCAGGAGAUUUCUUCUGAGAAAAGAAAUUUUGAAGAUCGAGCUGUUGGGAACAAUGAGCCUUCAAAGAGGCAGCGCAGAUGGAAUCCUGAAACACUAAAAGUUCCUGAACUGCAAAACUCUAAGCGGACACCUUCUACCACACCUAAGGAAGCAGAUCAGUCUACUCCCAAUCUCGUUUUCACCAGGUCUGAUUCUACACUCAGCAGAGAUGCCCCAAAGGAACGCAUCGUUCCGCCGUCGCAGAAAACUCCCACAACUUCCCUGAGGAUUGACCAUUUUUUGCGUCCAUUCACUCUGAAGGCUGUGCAGGAGCUUCUGGCAAAAACAGGAACUGUCUGUAGUUUCUGGAUGGACCACAUCAAAACCCAUUGCUAUGUAAUGUACUCCUCAGUGGAAGAAGCUGUGGAGACUCGAAAUGCUUUGUACAAUCUACAGUGGCCUCCAAAUGGAGGACACCUCCUUACAGCUGAUUUUGUGGACCCCCAAGAAGCGAAGACCCGCAUGGAAGCUCCUCCCCAGCCUUCAGUUGCUCCCAGCCACACCCCAACUGCUGCACCUUCAACCCCUUCCCUCCAACCCCAACAGCCCUUCCUACGAAAAAAUUCACUAAAUCAGUCACUGCCUCCCCCGCCUCCCCUGCCGGUGUCCGGUUUACCACCGGCAAGGGAACGACUACCUCUUCCAUCGUCGCCCCCCAAGAAUCCUGACCCACCUACUCUCACGCUCGAUGAUCUUUUCAAGAAAACCAGAGCCACUCCUCGGAUCUAUUACUUACCAUUAUCUGAAGAACAGGUCGCUGCGAAACUUGCCUCACGGUGCAGGAGCCCCAUGGAGUAGGGACUGAGCUGUUACACCUGAAAGUUUAGAAAAGUUGCUGAUAUUCAUGAUGAUCAAGGUCACCAAAAAGUAAGGUUUUCCACACCGCACUUGGAGGAGUCUUGCAAUCAUCCAGAUGGGGACAGCCCCUGUUAUUGGCAGCUUGGGAACCUUUUCUGCAAGGAAAUAGGGAUUUUGAUUUUUUGUUUAUUUUUCUUUUUAUCUAGAACUAUGCUCUGUAAAAUUGAAUUAUGUACUCACUAAAUUUUGGGUUUUGAAUUUGCCUUAAUCCUCUAACACUAGUAAAGGAAUCAUGUGACUGUUCUAUUUUGGAGAUUCUUUGAAUUGUAUGAAUGACGCAAGUGAUGUCACUAUA